AUGUUCGCGGUACCAGGAUGGUCCGUGUCAGCAGACGCGCUCAAGGCUGAAUCGCCUUCAGCAAAGAACAACAGCGCUCCCGGAACAAAGUCAAAGAAGCGCAAGCGCAACAACGCGGCCGCUGCAGCAGCUACGGAAAACGUCACAUCCUCAACCGUGGCCGACCUGUGGGAAUCAGUCAUUGAGGGAAAGAAGCCUGAGGCUCCUCCUAAGCCCGAUAAGUCUGCCAAGCGGCAGAAGAAGGAUGGCAAGGGGAAGCGCGGUGAUGAUGAGCAACCUCAAGACAGCAAGCAGGGUGAAAAGAAUGGAGAUGCUCAGCCCAAGAGCAAGAAGGAGAAGAAGCAGAAGCAAAAGAAGAAGCCCGCAGAAGAAAAGGAUGCCAACCAAGAAGAGCCUUCUUCAACAUCAGCAAAGAACGACGCCAUCGUCAAGGCAACACCUCUGCCUCCCGCUCCUCCCAAGCUCACCCCCCUCCAAGCCUCCAUGAGAGAGAAGCUCAUCUCAGCACGGUUCCGACACCUCAACGAGACGCUCUACACGAAGCCAUCCGAAGAAGCCUACCAGCUCUUCCAGGACUCCCCCGAGAUGUUUGACGAGUACCACGAGGGCUUCCGCCGACAGGUCAAGGUCUGGCCCGAGAACCCCGUCGAUAGCUUCCUCCAGGACAUCCGCUCCCGUGGCAAGAUGCCGUUGCCCCGUACUCAGCAGGAGUGCACCAUCGCCGACCUCGGCUGCGGCGACGCUCGCCUCGCUGAGGCUCUUCAAGCCGAUGGCAAGAAGCUCCGUGUCAACGUCAAGAGCUUCGAUCUCCAGAGCCCCAGUCCUCUCGUUACCAAGGCCGAUAUUGCAAACCUCCCUCUUGCUGAUGGUUCCGUCAACGUCGCUGUCUUCUGCCUUGCCCUGAUGGGCACCAACUGGGUCGACUUCGUUGAAGAGGCUUACCGCAUCCUGCACUGGAAGGGCGAGCUCUGGGUUGCCGAAAUCAAGAGCCGCUUCGGGCCCAUCCGGAACAAGAACGCCCCCGUCGUCCACAGCGUCGGAAAUCGCAAGAAGGCGGCCGCGGGUAAGAAGAGCAAGGGCAAGGGUGAUGACGAUGGUGGCAACGACGAGGAUCUGGCUAUCGAGGUGGACGGUGCGGAUGACCGCCGCCGAGAGACUGAUGUCUCGGCAUUCGUCGAGGUUCUCAAUUCGCGCGGUUUCGUCCUUCAGGGGGACCGCGCGGCUAUUGACCUAUCCAACAAGAUGUUUGUCAAGAUGCACUUCAUCAAGGGUGCAUCGCCGACAAAGGGCAAGGGUGUGAAACCCCAGGAGCCUCCCAAGGGGAAGAGGGGCAUCAUCCGCAGGAUAGACCCCGUGGAUGAGGAGCCAGAGGUCAACGAAUCUUCCAUCCUGAAGCCAUGCGUUUACAAGAUUCGAUGA
Messenger RNA from Fusarium vanettenii 77-13-4, 1419 nucleotides. RefSeq lists its product as uncharacterized. The transcript is spliced from 2 exons. The record is from RefSeq and is a predicted model, not a curated record. Gene Ontology annotation, molecular function: rRNA (adenine) methyltransferase activity. NCBI's taxonomy places the organism in Eukaryota, Fungi, Ascomycota, Sordariomycetes, Hypocreales, Nectriaceae. Gene Ontology annotation, cellular component: nucleolus. Gene Ontology annotation, biological process: ribosomal large subunit biogenesis; rRNA methylation. The coding region runs from base 1 to 1419 and encodes 472 amino acids.